Messenger RNA from Enterobius vermicularis (human pinworm), 3111 nucleotides. NCBI's taxonomy places the organism in Eukaryota, Metazoa, Nematoda, Chromadorea, Rhabditida, Oxyuridae. The record is from the annotation of a GenBank genome assembly.
AUGGAACUAAAUGCGGGAGUUGAUGUUUCCCUUGGCGAAAAGACUUUAUUGCCAAACAGUAGGCCAGGGGGUGACAGUAGUACAAAAUCUGAAGAUGAUGAGAAUGCUGCAAAGUCACCCUUAUUUGCGACAACGUUACUUUUCAACGAUUUUCAUCGGGAUCUCAUUCACUUUGUUGCUUUCGAUUUUCACGGAAGACGGAUGGCCACUGUUUCAAGUGACUCAAUGAUAUGCAUUUGGGAGAUUGGAACGAACGGAGCAGUUACAAAAUCAGCUUGUUGGAAAGGUCAUGGUGGUCCAGUUUGGAAGAUUCAGUGGGCUCAUCCAGAAUUUGGUCAGAUAUUGGCUACAUGUUCUUUUGACAGAAAUGUUACCAUCUGGGAAGAAGCCGCUAAAACGGAUUUGGACGAAGCAACUCGAUUAAAACCUGGCGAAAAAUUUGAGAAACGUCAGUGGAAAAAAGCUGGUUAUUUAGUGGAUACGCUGAAAGACAAUGUUAUAGAUAUUAAGUUUGCACCGCGUCAUCUUGGGCUCAUGAUUGCUACAUGUUCAGCGCAGGGGGUUUUGAGGACUUAUGAGGCUCCAGAUAUCAUGAAUCUAUCGCAGUGGAAUCUGCGAGAGGAAGUUCGUCUAUUCGAGACGCGUUGCAGUACAAUAUCAUGGAGUACAAAUCGUUUAACAAGACCUUUAAUUGCUGCUUGUUCGGACGAAAUUAACAUCAAAGGGCCAAGUAUUGGAAUUGUUGAAUAUCACGAAAACUUUAGGCAAAUUUUUUUUCUCGUUUAUUUCAGGAAGUGGCAACCUGUCAAUGCCCCUGUUUUUGAAGAGCCAUGUGCCGUUUCGGAUGUAGCAUUUGCUCCAUCUGUUGGUCGUUUAUAUCAUGUAUUGGCAGUUGCAGCAAGAAAUGUCUAUGUAUACAAGAUGACUAUUAAGGAUAAUUCUAAAGAAUCUGAUGUGGAUAGUGUCUCUCCUAGUAAUUAUGUGAUUGAGCUUCUUGAUGUUUUGAAAACAUCUGUUCCAACUUUUGUUCAGGUAUGUUUAUUUUUAACCGAACUCGCUGUCUCAUCUGUACUGUGGCGACUUUCGUGGAAUAUAACUGGUACGGUUUUGUCAGUAGCGAGUUCGGAUGGGAAUAUUCGCAUAUGGAAAGCGUCUUUUAUGAAAAAAUGGGUGCUUAUUGGCACUAUAAAAACGACAGAUACUGGGAAGGUGAGGUCUGAUGAUUCUACUACGAUAUCACUUUCUGCUUUAGCAAAGCAAAAUGGCGAAAGAAAUGGAGGUAUCGCCUGCGAAGCAAGUUGUAUUUUCCAGUCACGGACUUUUUUUCUUCUGUUUGGUAUGAUUACUGUAUUUCUUUGCUCAUUUGAAGUGAAAAAUUUGGAUGCACUUUAUGAUUCAUUAUUUUAUGUUUGCCAGGAUGGAGAAGGCUCUCUUUUUUUUGUCUGCUCCGUAUUUAUCUCAAAUUCUGAUUUCGGGUUAGUAGGUGGUGACGCAGUUGCUUUAAACUCAGGUAUGGCUGCUGUUUCACCGGUCUGUUCAGAACUAGACAAAUUAGUUGACACUUGGCUGAAAUGGGAUAAGAAUGAAAAGACUCGAAAAGAAAUUGAAGAACUCCUGGACAAGGGGAAUACUACGGAACUUUGCUCGUUGAUGUGUGGGAAGCUCGUUUUUGGAACUGCUGGUGUUCGUGCUCGUAUGGGACCUGGUUUCAAACGCCUGAAUGACUUGACUAUCUUGAUGCUGACGCACGGUUUUGCUGUGCAUUUGAAGGAGUUUUACAAACGAGACAACAUUCAAGUAGCAAUCGGCUAUGACGGCCGGCAUAAUAGUCAGAGGUGGGGUAUGUUAGCCGCAAAUGUUUUUGUUUGUAACGGUAUUAAAGCUUACGUGUUUUCUGAAGUUUGUCCAACACCUUUUGCGCUACUUGAUGUUCAUGAAGAAGAAAUUAUACGUAUUGCUUUUGAAAGUCCUGAACCGAAGCCUGAGUAUUGGGAUUUGUCGGAAUUGAAGAGGAAGCCGUUGUUCAAAUCUGCAGAUAUAGUAAUAGAACAGUAUUAUGAAGACGAACAACUUUUGUCGCGCCAUAAGUGUUUAAAUCAGAAGUGCCCAAUUAAAUUCACGUACUCUGCUUUUCAUGGCGUUGGCUUGAAAUAUGCACUGCAGUUACUGCAAAAGUUUGGCUUUGCUUCAGGAAAUGUCGUUGUUGUUAAGGAACAAGCUUAUCCGGACCCAAAUUUUCCUACUGUUUCAUCACCCAACCCAGAAGAGGGUCGCAAAGUGUUACAGCUGUCUAUAGAAACUGCUGAUAAGAAUAAUUCAACAGUUAUUCUUGCCAAUGAUCCUGAUGCCGAUCGUUUCCAGUUGGCUGAGAAACAACCUGAUGGCGAGUGGCACGUUUUUACCGGAAAUGAAAUGGGUACCUUAUUGACUUGGUGGGUAUGGAAGUGUUGGAAGGAAGAAAACCCAAACAAGGAACCAUCAGACGUUUACAUAUUGAACAGUGCUGUUUCGUCUUCGAUUGUCAGGACCAUAGCUGCAAAAGAGGGUUUCAAGAACGAGCUGACUCUAACUGGUUUCAAAUGGAUGGGCAACAAAGCUGAUGAAUUGGAGAAACAGGAUAAAAAAGUGCUUCUAGCUUGGGAAGAGUCUAUUGGAUUUAUGUUGGGACACCCUCGCGAUAAAGAUGGAGUCACAGCUGCAGCUGUUUUUGCGGAAGUAGCAUCUUUUCUGAAUUCUCAGGGGCUGACUUUAAAAAAACAGUUAUUUAGUAUUUACAAUCAGUACGGUUUUCACCUUGCGCGUAGCUCAUACUGGUUUGUGCCCUCGCCUGAUGUAACGAAAAAAAUAUUUGGAAAAUUAAGAAAAGAUAUGAAAUUUCCAUCAGCUAUUGGCAAAUACAAAGUGAAGUAUGUCAGAGAUUUGACAAUUGGUUACGAUAACGAACAGCCAGGGAAUAAACCUGUGUUGCCUCUAAGUAAGUCAUCAGAAAUGAUGACCUUUACCUUUGCUGAUGGUAGUUUGGCUACCGUACGAGCGAGUGGCACGGAACCGAAGCUAAAGUAUUACAUUGAAUUGAAAACUGGACCAGGAAAAGAUGAGAGGCUAGCUUAA